Molecule: messenger RNA, 1023 nt
Organism: Dermatophagoides pteronyssinus (European house dust mite)
Lineage: Eukaryota; Metazoa; Arthropoda; Arachnida; Sarcoptiformes; Pyroglyphidae
Source: RefSeq, a predicted model, not a curated record
UUUUUCAAAAAAUUAGAAAAAAAAAAUCAAUAACAUCCUUAUUUUUUCAUUUAAAAAAAAAUUCUACCUUCAACAACAAUGAUAAUAUUAUCAUUAUCAUCAUUAUGGCCAUCAUUAACGGCUACAUUUUCAAUACAAAGUUUAUUGAUUAUAUCGAUAAUAGGAAUGAUGAAUGCUCAACAAUCAGCAUCAUCAAUACCAUUAAUGACAACAUUCGAUGCAACAUGGGAUGCAUUAAAAUGUGCAAUGAAAAUAUCAUUAAUACAGAUGGCCAAAUAUCAUAAUAAUCAAAUGUCAUGUUGUGGUCUUUGGGUAAUGAAAUGGUUUAUAAAAUCAUCAGCUGAAGAAUAUUGUGAAAGACCUGAAGGUGCAAAACAAGUGUUUGAUCAAUAUAUUAAUGGUGAUCUAAUCUAUAAUCAAAUGGUACGAUCAGUAUUAGGUGAUCCAGAUUUAAGCUGUGAUCCAUAUCCAGAAGGUUCAUCCGCUUGUACACGAUUAUGGAUAAUGUUAAUAUUAUUAAUUGUAAUCGGUAUACUAUCAGUUUAUAUAAUUAUUAUGUGGUGUUGUUGUGUUACUUGUUUUUGGUGUCGAACACGAAAAGAAAAUCGUCGUUUACGUGAAAGAAUAUUAGGUAUUGAUGGACCAGAAAAUUCAACAAUAACAUCAGUUUCGACAACUAAUUCAAUAAUUGAUAAUGGUAAAAGUGGACAACAACAACAAUCACAACCACAAAGAAAUGAUAAUGGUGAUAAAAAUCGGUCAUUAACAACGAAUCAACCACCACCACCUACACAUUUGAAUCCAUUACAUGAUCAAUUACAUUCAAUGAAUCAACAGGAAAAAGUAUCCAAUAAUUUUCUUGCAAUCAAUGCUUAUUCAAAACCAUUACAAAUUCGUACGGAUAGUUCAUCGGAUAAAAUUCCUAUUCCGAUCGAUGAUGAUGAUUUUGUAACUAACGAAUCAAUUAAUAAUGAUGAUAAUAAUAAUCUUUUACCUGAUAAUCUACCUAAUGAUGAAGUUUAA